GAGCGGGUGCGGAGCGGCGCGGCCGCGAGCGGGGGAGGCUGCGGCGGCUGCCCCCGCCCCGCUGCGCACCCCCCGCGGCCGCCUGCGGGACCAGGACCCUCCGUUCAGCCCGGACGGCUUCGGCUAUUUCUAACGGGGGAGGGAAAAGAAAAAAACGCAAAGCCCCAAGCGCCGGCGGCAGCGGCGGAGGAGCCGCCGAAAGCGGAGAUCUGGCCACUUUGUGCGUUUUCCAGCCGUCGUUUCUUUCUGUUAUUAUUGCAAUUUUGUGCGAAAGGAAGUUAUGAACAACUGCAAGUCAGGAAGUGGAAAUCCACACCGGUUGUGACAAGCUGGGGCUAAAAACUAUUUCAUUAUUUAUAUAGAUGUGUCUAUCAACAUUCUGCUUUUCAUCCAAAGAAUCGAGGGAAAUACCGGCGAGUCCCGUGUUUGAGGGUGAAUGACAGACCGCAUCUGAGGGAAGGAAGGACUAAAUAUAUCAGUGAAGAACAACCACUGUUAUUUAUUGAACUCAAGAGACCUUUUUUUUUUUUUAACCCAAAGACUGGUUGAGUGAGAGAUUUAAUGGGUCAUUAAAAGGGGGGAAAAAAGCAAUUUUAAAGGCCCUUUUGCUUCUGAAGUGCAGCUAACCUCAAAAAUAGGAGCAGUGCUCGUAAGAGAGAGACACCAGUUAAGGCUCUACACGAUGAUUUUUCUAUCCUAUGGAUAUCAGUUCUGAGAUUACAACCCAAGAAGAUCUGUAAUUGAUCUAGCACCUGAUAAUUUCAAUGCCUAAUAUUCCCCAGGGUUGCUGGAGUACCCUGGGCGCUGCGUGGGACUUUACUCGGGCUAUGCCAUGGGCUGUAUUCAGAGCAUUAGCUGCAAAUCCAAAGUUUUCCGGGAGAGCAUUUCAGUGAUUGAAGUCAAAGCCUCCAUCGAUCCCAUUCCCACCAGCAUCGACGAGUCCUCCAGCGUGGUCCUGCGCUACCGCACCCCUCACUUCCGAGCCUCUGCCCAAGUGUUGGUGCCCCCCAUUCCCAAGAAGGAGACCUGGAUCGUGGGCUGGAUCCAGGCUUGCAGCCACAUGGAAUUUUACAAUCACUACGGGGAACAGGGAAUGUCCAGUUGGGAGCUUCCUGAUCUCCUGGAGGGUAAAAUCCAGGCCAUCAGUGACUCAGACGGAGUGAACUACCCCUGGUACGGAAACACGACCGAGACCUGCACCAUCGUGGGUCCCACCAAGAAGGAGACCAAGUUCAACAUCAGCAUGAACGACAACUUCUACCCGAGCGUGACGUGGGCAGUGCCCGUCAGCGAGAGCAACGUGGCCAAGCUGACGAGCAUCCACCGGGAUCAAAGCUUCACCACCUGGCUGGUGGCAACCAACAUGGCCACCAACGAAAUGGUGACCUUGCAGACUAUCAAAUGGCGCAUGAGGCUGGGCAUCGAGGUCAACCCCAGCAGGCCCCUGGGGCAGCGUGCCAAGCUGCAGGAGCCCUCUGCCCAAGAGCAGCCCCAGGUCCUUAGCAAGAAUGAGCCAAUACCACCCAGUGCCCUUGUCAAACCCAAUGCCAAUGAUGCUCAGGUACUUAUGUGGAGGCCAAAGGAUGGACCACCGCUCGUGGUGAUACCUCCCAAACAUCGAUAAUACAAACCUGACGUCCCGGCACUGAAAGGGAGACAAACCCCCCCCAUCCCCACCAACCCGAAGCAAAACAAUCACUUAGGUAGUAGAACACACACCUAUAAUCUGAGCAAAAUCAAAAUGCACUUUUUAUUCAUUCAACAAAUGCAACCAUUCUACCUUCUCCCAUUGGGACGGAUUUCACUGUGCUAAAGCUAAAGAGGAGACCUUUGACUGGGGUCUGUCUCAUCACUGGAUUCCUAAGGGAAGAAACUAACACUGAUGUCUACCCGGAGAGCUUUUUGGUUUUCCUUUCCUUCCCUACUUGAGUUACUGUUUGAACUUCAGUCUCAUGAGCUUGACCAGACUGCCCAGAACAACAAGAACAUUUUCUUUGGGAUUUUAAAGGGUUUUUUUCUUUCCUCGGGGUUUUUUUUUUGUGUUUUUUUUUCUCCUUCCCCUCUUUGGUUGAGAACAAAUCGAGUUCCUGGAGCAAAAAGUUGACUAUUUAAGAUAAGGGGGUUUUAUCUUUUUUGGUUUUUUUAAGCUGUAAGGUUCUGAGUUGCAAAUCCAAGUCAUGCGGCCUUAUGUAGACUUUGCUUUGCAUUGCCAAACUUUUGCCUUAAAGCUACGUUUGAGAAACAAAACCAACCAACAAACCAACAAAACCACCACCAGGCAGAAUGUCCUUUCUACAGAAUUUCUAGGAGGAAGUUCUGGAAUGAGGAGUAGAUUCAUGAUGGAUGGGAAAAGGGCAUGGAAUUGGACAAAGCACGAUUAAAAAAGACAACAAUCUUCCUGGGUUUAAAAGCUCGAAGAAGGAAACGAGGAAAUAAUCUGAGUUUCAAAGCAAUGCAAAUCACAAACCUGCUGUAGGAUGGCUCUGGAGUGCGAGCUACUGAGCCAUCUCCCUGCUUGGCAGAGGGUUAGCACCCCGGCUUGCACUGCUCACUCUUGGCAAUCUCAGUCUCCCGUUAGUGUUCUGGGAUAAUCUCACCGCUGGAGUUGUGGCCCUAGGAGUAAAAAUUAAUUGGGGAGGGAGAGGGAGGGAUGUCCCACUGGGUUUCUCUUUAGGACAUGCGGGUGUUUGCCCAGCUAGGCCAUGGUCUCACCUCUGCUGCCCCGUUCUCCCCAUGAAAUCCAAAGGAUGCAGCUAUAACAAGUGGGAUAGAAAAAGGCUCCUUCUGAAGUCACUGGAGAUACAGUGGAUGUAAGGGAGGGCAGAUCCUACCUACUGAGUCUGCUCAGCAAUAUCUGUAAGCCAGGAACAGCCACGUGUGAGAACAACAGGCCCCUGUUCCUGGCAAACACUGGAAGGAAAAGCCACGAAAGCCUCUCUUCCCAUGACAGCAAACCACACUGGGGUUAGGGAAUAUUCUUCCAAACAGCCUCAAGGUCUACGUGGCUGGCAGGAAUUGGGCCCAGACAGGACCAUGGGUGAUUCUGUACCUGUCUGGUUGUGGCACAAACAUGGAUGUAGCAAAGGGCAGUGAAGGAGAAGGGGCGAGCAGGGAGUCUCAGGCAUAGAUCCUCCAGGUGCAUGCAGAGCAGCAUCUGGUCCAGAUGGCUUCAGAGAGAAUCAGAUGCAUUUCUGCAGAGGAAGGUGGGAUGGAGGAGCCAUCAGAAAGGGAAGGGGAUAGUCUGCCAGGGGAGGAGGUUCUGCAGUAGGGGUGGCAUUGGGAAGACAGGGCACAGGACGGAGAGUGCAGGAUCUGCUCUCCUGCUCUAGCACGUGGCCUGAGGCAGAUCACUUCCCCUUCCCCUGGAUAAUGUUUCUUCCUCUUGUUAACAAUCUGCCUCAAGAGCUAGGACUGAGGAGAGCUCAGUGUGCCAGAGACCAGCCUGGCCCUGCUGAGCUGGUCUGAACAGGCCUCUCAACCAUACACAUGCUGCUUGAAAGGCUCUCCCCUCGGAGAAGCACCAAUUAGCUGCUAUUGCCAUCUUCAUCUUACACAGAGGACGUUCUCAGCAAGAAAUUCUCCUUCCUCACUUCUCUAAAGCCACACCACCUACUUCAGCCACAGAUUCACCACCACCACUGGCCUGGGGAAAGCUCCUCCUGAAGAUAAGCCCCUCACCAUGACAGUCUCAAACCAGCAAAGAUCCUGGGGCCACGCUGUACCCCCACUUCCAGGGGAGACCACCCUCCUCCGCUGGUUUUCAGCCACGGAGCUGCUCUCUCCAAGGGGCAGAUCUCUGAGGUAGGAAGUCCAGCACUACAAGCAGUUUGCAAACAACUGGACUUGAUCAAAAGCAAAUCCACGAGCCAAAGGUCGCCUAAAUCUAGGCUUUGGGACUGUAAAGGAUGAAGUUAGGGAGACUUUGACUUGCACAAUCACUCUGUAUCAAACUCCAUUUUCUUAAUGUGGAUUCAAAUCUCAGCUAUAGCUCUCCUGGCACAGCCCUUUGGGACUUGUCUGUGUUUUCUCCUAGGCAAUACAUACAGAGGAGGACAAAUGUGAGCUGUGGGUGAAGCUGGUAACGCUGCACGUGUCUCAGCUGCCCCUCAGAUGCAAUCCCAGGCAGUCCUGUGGGUGGGAGCAGAAGGAAUAUUCAUGUCUGGCAUUCACUUUGUCUCCAGGUGCUGAGUACUUAAGAGUUCUCACUGCUGUCAGCAUGGGUCAAAGAAAUCAGACCCAGUUGUCUUAAUUAGCUGCAGGAAGGAAUUCCAAGGAAAGAUUUCUUCUCAGUCACCAAAAAUCACAUUCAGGGAACACCUACACCCUUUUCCACUUAGCUUUGUGUUGGACUGAAGUCUCCCAGUGCAUUAAAUAAAUCUGGUUCCUCCUACUCCCUCUACCUGCUGGACUGGACACAUCCAUGCAAUUUGAUAGCAACCUCCUGGCUAAUUCAUCCCCUUGCACUGAGCAGCCCCAGCUAAGCAGUAAAUACAACAUUCAAAGUUCCCGUUGGGGUUGGCUUUGCAUGGACUUCUCCCUCCCCAAAGAAUGCCUUGAUCCCGUGCCUGGGUCGACAUCUGCCCCUCCUCCACCUCCAUUCGCAUCACCAGACACGACACUGAAAAGGGAUGCUGACUCUUGGGAGAUUUCAUGUGUUGUGAUGAAAAAGUGAUGUUUUCCCAGUGCUGCUUCAUGACAAAACUGACAGGGAUAGACUAUAAAAGGAACAUUGGCUAUAAGUGAGAGGUGCUAUAGACAUUGCUAUUGAUACGGCGGGUUAUGGGUAGAACGGGGCUUGAUGGGGUCCCAAUAGGGACUUAAAUGUCUGGGGACUCAGGGUAUCCUGCAGUGAGGCAGGGGAUAAAUGAGCAGAGGUAAACAAAGCUCCUUCGCUGACAGCUUGUUGCAGAGGCAGGAAUGCACAAGGGAAAGUGGUGGGGUAGGAACAGGGGAUGCUGUACAAGAGCUUGUCUCUGCCUCCCCUCUCUCAUCAAUGAUGUUCAGCUCUUUAGAGCCCCAAAUCGCUCCAGGAGCUGAGUGUGGUACCUGACCAUCUCUGUCAAAACCCCAUAGUGGUCCAGAGUGGGAGGCAGGGGUGAGCCCUGGCUGAGACCACCCCCUGCAGCCUCUCCUCUCAGCCACAAGUGGGGCGAGGACUGCAGCCAGCACUGAGCACGGCUGACAUCACUGACCAGUUGGUUCUCCUUUCCUACCCUUGACACUGAGCGUGGCGAGAGAGGGGCAGCUCCUGGGAGAGUCAGUAAAGAUAUUAAGCAGUGUUGGGGAGGGAUAGACCUGUUAAGCUGGUGCAGUGGAGAGCAAGGCUGGGCCUGGGAGCAGUGGGGGAAGGUGAGGGCUGCCUGAGCCCCGGCACCACCGUCCCUCCUGUCCCGGCUCCUGGUGCAGCAAUAAGAAUCGUCCUUGGUCUUGUAGAGAUACUGUGAAAACAAAACCAAGACAUACCGAGUCUGGACACUUACAGAGAUGUAAAAAACCCCAACCAACAAACCACCCCAAACCCUGCUUUUAUAACAGAGAGAGAAAUAAAGUGAGAUUUUCAAA
Messenger RNA from Colius striatus (speckled mousebird), 5562 nucleotides. It is a transcript of the gene FAM78A, whose product is annotated as family with sequence similarity 78 member A. NCBI's taxonomy places the organism in Eukaryota, Metazoa, Chordata, Aves, Coliiformes, Coliidae. The coding region runs from base 833 to 1624 and encodes 263 amino acids. The transcript has 2 exons. The record is from RefSeq and is a predicted model, not a curated record.